Molecule: messenger RNA, 3637 nt
Organism: Homo sapiens (human)
Lineage: Eukaryota; Metazoa; Chordata; Mammalia; Primates; Hominidae
Gene: PROSER2
Product: proline and serine rich 2
Exons: 5
Coding region: 459-1766 (435 amino acids)
Source: RefSeq, a predicted model, not a curated record
GAGAGCGCGCGGCGGGGCGUCCCGGAACAGUCUGCGCCAGACGGGCGGCGGCGUGAGGGCUCCGGGUCGCUGGCGGCGUGGACACCUGAGUCCCGGGGUAGGGGUCUCCCGCGAGUGAUGCCUCCCGUUAUGUUACGGUACAGCAGGAAGGCCUUCAGCAGAUGUGGCCCUGGAUCUUGGAUUUCCCAACCUCCCAAACCACAAGCCAAAUAAGUUUGUUCCUUGUACAGCAGCACAAAACAGAUGAAGACAAUGGCUGUGGCAAUAAUGUAGGCACGUGCUAAAAUGGUCCUGAACUUGGGUGUGGGACCAGAAGGGAAGUGGAUACAACUGACGUCGUAAAGGAAGAGUCUGCAGGGCUCGGCAGCUGGCUGCUUGAGUGAGCUGUUGCCGCAGAAUGGGCUGCUGGCUCCUGCCCUGCUUCCUGUGAUCGAGCCGGCCCUGAGGACUCUGUGGAGAUGCCUGUAACCCACCGGAAAUCAGACGCAUCUGACAUGAACUCAGACACGUCCCCCAGCUGCAGGCUCCGAGCCUUCAGCAGAGGCGGCAGCCUGGAGAGUCGAAGCAGCAGCUCUCGCUCCAGAAGCUUCACUUUGGAUGAUGAGAGCCUGAAGUACCUCACCCAUGAGGAAAAGGAUGUGCUCCUGUUUUUUGAAGAGACGAUUGACUCCCUAGACGAGGACUUUGAGGAGCCAGUGCUGUGCGAUGGAGGAGUGUGCUGCCUCUGCUCCCCGUCUCUGGAGGAGAGCACCUCCAGUCCCUCCGAGCCUGAAGAUGUCAUCGACUUAGUGCAGCCAGCACCUGGCGCCGGGGAAGCCGAGGGCCUUCCAGAGGGGACCCAGGCAGCAGGGCCUGCACCUGCUGGGAAGGAGCACAGGAAACAAGAUGCUGAGACUCCUCCACCUCCAGACCCCCCGGCUCCCGAGACCCUUCUUGCGCCACCACCCCUGCCUAGCACCCCCGAUCCCCCCAGGAGGGAGCUGCGCGCCCCCUCCCCGCCGGUGGAGCACCCCAGACUCCUGCGCUCUGUUCCCACGCCCCUCGUUAUGGCGCAGAAGAUUUCCGAGAGGAUGGCGGGGAACGAAGCCCUCUCGCCCACCUCCCCGUUCAGGGAGGGCCGGCCCGGGGAGUGGAGGACACCUGCCGCCCGGGGGCCCCGCAGUGGAGACCCUGGCCCGGGGCCCAGCCACCCGGCGCAGCCCAAGGCACCCCGCUUCCCCAGCAACAUCAUCGUCACCAACGGCGCGGCCCGGGAGCCCCGCAGGACCCUGUCCAGGGCGGCCGUCAGCGUGCAGGAGCGCAGGGCGCAGGUGUUGGCCACCAUCCACGGCCACGCCGGCGCCUUCCCCGCCGCGGGGGACGCCGGCGAGGGGGCCCCAGGGGGCGGCUCCUCCCCGGAGCGGGUGGCGCGUGGCCGGGGCCUGCCGGGCCCCGCUGAGAGUCUCCGGGCAGGGGGUCAGGCUCCGCGGGGCCCGGCGCUGGCCAACGGCUUCCCAAGUGCGCACGAGGCCCUGAAGAGCGCACCCAGCUCCUUCGCGCCCGCUGGGAAGUCCCUCUGCUUCCGCCCUGGCCCGGCCCUGCCCAGCACGCGGGCCCGUCAGAGCUUCCCCGGGCCCCGGCAGCCCAACGGCGCCCAGGACUGGCGCCGCGCAGACUCCCUGCCCCGGCCCCAGGGCAUCACCGUGCAGUUCGCGGGCCGCGGCUCCUCGGAGGAGGCGCGCAGGGAGGCCCUGCGGAAGCUGGGGCUGCUCAGGGAGAGUUCGUGAGGGCCGCGCGGGCUCCAGUCCACCCCGUUUCUCCCCACCCUGAAGAGAGGGUGAAAGAGUCGCUGCACCCAGGAGCUGUUUGGUCUAAAAUGGAAGUGACAGCGGGAGCCCCUGCCCUCUGUGGCACAUCGGAGUCUAGAGGUGCCUGGCUGGGGCCUCCUGGCUGAGCACGCACCGCAAGCUCCAGCCACCGGCACAGAGAACUCUUCCCUAAAGGAAUCUGGCCGAGGGCUUGUCUCCCUUUUCCCAAGAACUGAGAGAGAGAGAAUAACCUGUUAGACCCAUAGGUUUCCGUGAUGUGUAAAUGCCAUCUUUUGGGGGUUGGGAGGAGUAGGACUGGUCUGAUUAUCAUUCUUGAGUCUCAUCUACCCUCUUCUCGAAGUACAUGACAUGAAAGUUCAGAUCCCUUCCACUCAGGAUUCUCGCCGCCUUUUCUAAGAAAAUAAUAAAAAAAAAUGCUUGUUUCAUUUUUUAAUGUCUUAAUAUACUUGCUUUUGUUUUUGAAGGGUGAGGCAUCAUGGUACUUUGCUUUUGUUUCUUGACGUACUUUAGUUUGCCCAGUUUUGUUUUUUACUGAAAACUGAAAUGAAACCUUUAGAUAUUGAGUUUUGGGAGUGAAAUGGAAAGGUGGUAAUUUUGAGAAAGCAAGUCUCAUCAGACUCUGAGGUCUGGGACGUGUGCGUGAGCCUGUGUUUGUGUGUGUAUGUUUUUAGAUACGUACGUGUCAACACAUACAUGCAUAGGUAUCCUGUGUGUCCACAUGCAUCAUUAUUAUAUAAAUAGAAACUUCUGAACACCCUCCUAAGUCACUACAGGAUGCCAGCGCUUCCUAUUCUUGGGUAGACAGAGCCACCUCAGCAUCCUGAUGGAUGAUACAAGAAAUUGUUACUUCCUAGUAUGGAAGUGUCUUAAGGACACGUCUCCAUGAUAUUUUGGUGAACCAAAAGUGCUUUAUCCUCAACAAAAUGUUCCUCUGUUCCCAGUUAAAGUAAUAUUCCCUGCUUCCAAGUAAGCAAGACUGUUCACUAAAGAAGGAACUUUUUAGAAAACUAAUCUCCUUUAUCAUCCAAUUUUAGUUCUGCAUGUUCCGAGGUAGCCAGUCAACAGAAGGAAGCAAAAGAUUCUUAAAGAUCCACCGACUGUCAUGUUCCACAAGCAAGAUCUCAGGGUAGGGAAAAACCAGUGAAUGAGGUUACACAGCAGGAAAAGAACCGGUUUCCUCCCAGACUAUGUCUUACACGCUGAGUUAUGCCACAAGCGUUAUCAUCAAAACUAUUUAAGGCUGGAGUCUUAGACCUCUAAAAAUAGACAGGAAGGGCUGCCCUGAGCAGUGACACCUUUGUGUUUUUAUGUCUCCGCCAGCGCCGUAACAGAGCCUGUUUCUUUCCCGUUGAGUAUUACUUAAAUUCAGGCUUAAAUGUGCUAUGAAGGGCAUUUUUCAUAGUAUCCCAUUUGCCUUGUAAGUUAUAUAAAGUGCAUGAUUAUAAUUUUUUCCUUAGAAAUGCAAUAUUUAGUUUCAUCCAGCUCUUAUGAAUAAUAACCUCAUAGAUUCCUGAUCUUAAUUUAAAUAGGUGCUUUAAUUUUACAGCUUUCAAAAGUAGUUACUGUAAAUUUUACUCCUGUUAAUGCUGGAUUGGUUUAAAGGAUUUAUAAGGGCUGUGUUUGCUCUUUACAAGGCAAGAUGCCAUACAGUGUUCAAUAAUAGAAGGUCUUGAUACAACCGACAUUUUAAAUAUUCUUUAUACAUGAGGACUGCAUCUUUUUCACUGACCCUAUGAUUUCACUGUGAGUAGGGUGAACUGGACUGCAUAUUAGUUUAUUUGUUGCCAUAAUCACAUUUUUGAAAAAUAAAUUUAAGAGUUUUUUCUUAA